Molecule: messenger RNA, 4147 nt
Organism: Xiphophorus hellerii (green swordtail)
Lineage: Eukaryota; Metazoa; Chordata; Actinopteri; Cyprinodontiformes; Poeciliidae
Gene: skor1b
Product: SKI family transcriptional corepressor 1b
Exons: 8
Coding region: 1298-3508 (736 amino acids)
Biological process (GO): negative regulation of transcription by RNA polymerase II; negative regulation of BMP signaling pathway
Cellular component (GO): cytoplasm; nucleus; transcription regulator complex
Molecular function (GO): RNA polymerase II cis-regulatory region sequence-specific DNA binding; DNA-binding transcription factor activity, RNA polymerase II-specific; SMAD binding
Source: RefSeq, a predicted model, not a curated record
UAUAGAAUACAUAAAAACAUUACAUUUACAAAUGCUAUAAGAAAAGGCACACAGAAAUAUGUAUGGAUUUUUAAUUUUUGGAGUUUCUCAUAAAUUCACAAUCCGCUGAUCUUAUCACCAGCAGUGUUUUCAUCUAAAUUUGUACUGACUACUGCGGCAAGAUGUUUUAACUUAUUCUUUAACAAAUAUCUCAUAUUACUAUUCAUGUUUGAAUAUCACUUGAAAAAUAUGAUAGGGUGACUAUAAUAAUAAUAAUAAUAAUAAUAAUAAUAAUAAUAAUUUUAUUUCAAUUACUGCUCCAGCAUUGCGUCUUCCCCCACUGAGUAAAUAAUUACGCACAAACUGUCAUUGCUGUGUCCAGCUCUGUCCCGCUGGUGUCACUGAGGCCAAGCAGAACGUGUCCCGUUACCUUCAUCAAUAUUAUAUCAGCGCCUGUCGCAGCGCGGGGGCCACAUGAAAAUGAUUAACCCAAAACCUUUUAUUGACUUUCAGGAAGUUUAAAUGUCGGUCGCUGAUGACGCAUUGUGUCUGAUUCUUUUCUCUGAGCCGAGGGGGCAAAAACACCAUAAAGCAGCUCACACAGAGGGAACCUCAGAGCAGCUGCUUAAUAUUAUUCUCCGGGCACGAGUAGUUUGUAAACUGUGAAUACGUGGGAACCCAGCACGUGACGGAGGCCUGCGCCAAGCAUUCAUCCACCACGCGCGUGACAAUGUGUCAGAGGGGGGUCUGCUGUUUUCGUGAAUCCCACAUGCAGACUCCCGUUUAUUCUAUAAACAAAUACACCCAAUAUUCGUUUGCAAAGACCGUUUAACUUAUAUCGCUUCGAAUAAAGUGCUUACUUUGUUUACUUAGCUCCUCUUAGACUUCAGCACAGACCUUCAGGCUCACACCAAAUCAUCCUCAUUGGUCAUGAAUCCAUAUUUAAUGCGGGCUGCUCGUGGAAGUGGGAGUGUCUUGCCUUAAGUUUUGCAGUCACUUGAUUGCUGUCGUUGUCGGUGGGGGUAAAGCGACUGUUAGGCGAGGAGGGGGUGGGGGGAGGGCGGUCUGUACUACAGUCUGCGUGCCUUGUGGACACCGCUGCUCCUGGUGGCGCAACACAAACCGUCCGCGCACACAGACCGCGCAGCAGAGAGACGGGAGGACACAGAGCAGGAGGGAGGCGUCCCGCUCCUAAAGCAAACAUAUUUGUAACCUCCAGCACAGACUUCUUAAUAUUUAUCCGGCAUUUAUUCGAUCACAAUCACUCGAUUUCGGAGGUGAUCUGAACAGGACCGUCAAAGCCUCCAGGUCUCCAAGGAUGGACUCCAUACCUACGGGACGAGACACCACUAGCUCUUCGCCAAACUCCAAACAAGAACUUUCCUACCCCAGUACCAACUUGAAACCCAACCAGGUCGGCGAGACGAUUCUGUACGGAAUACCCAUCGUGUCUUUGGUGAUAGAUGGCCAGGAGAGACUUUGCCUUGCGCAGAUAUCAAACACGUUGUUGAAGAAUUACAGCUACAACGAGAUCCAUAACCGACGCGUGGCCCUGGGCAUCACCUGCGUCCAGUGCACCCCGGUGCAGCUGGAGAUCCUGCGGAGAGCCGGGGCGAUGCCAAUCUCCUCCAGGCGCUGCGGGAUGAUCACCAAACGCGAGGCUGAGAGACUCUGUAAGUCGUUUCUGGGAGCGCACUCGCCUCCAAAACUUCCCGAAAAUUUCGCCUUCGACGUGUCUCACGAGUGCGCCUGGGGAAGCCGAGGAAACUUCAUCCCGGCCAGAUACAACAGUUCCAGAGCCAAGUGCAUCAAGUGCUCCUACUGCAACAUGUAUUUCUCCCCGAAUAAAUUUAUAUUUCACUCCCAUCGCACGCCGGAGUCAAAGUACACGCAACCGGAUGCCGCUAAUUUCAACUCCUGGAGGCGACACCUCAAGCUGACAGACAAGAGCAGUCCCUUGGAGAUCAUGCACGCGUGGGAAGACGUGAAGGCCAUGUUCAACGGGGGAAGUCGCAAGAGGACGCUACCGGGGAGUGGAUCUGGGUCCAACUCUCCUCUAAAACUGCAUGGGCCAAAUCGAUCCCGAGACUCGCCGGAGAUCCCCGCAAAAAUCCUCAGCUGCGAAGACACUCGGGGUGCUAUGACCAGCGCCCGCAGCUACCCGGUCAUUCCGGUGCCCAGUAAAGGCUUCGGGAUGCUACAGAAAAUCCCUCCGCCGCUCUUCCCUCAUCCCUAUGGCUUCCCUGCUUUCGGUCUGUGCCAGAAGAAGGAUGACGGGAUAAUGGGCGAGCAGAGCAAAGCGGGGCUGCCUGGCGUCCUGUGGCCUGGCACCAAGGACAGCGCCUACCCCUCCUUCCCCAUGUUCUGGCCCGCUGCGGGCCCGCUGCCCAUGCCCCCAUACGCACAGACUCCACACAAGCCCCCUCCUGAGCUGCUGUGCCCUAGGCAGACAGAGGUGGACAUUUCCGAAAGCAGCGACCGCAGCACCAACACGUCCAAAGACAGUGUGGUGGACACCGACCGCUGCUCCAGCACCCAGUCCAUACGUAACGAAGACGACAAAUCCGGGGACGAGGGGAGGCCCACGGAAGGAAUGAGCCUCCCGGCGCGGAAACUCAACUACGUGUCCGCAUUCAGGCCUGUCAUUAAAGACGCCGACUGCAUCGCCAAGCUGUACGGCAGCAGGGGCGCGUACAACGGCUGCCGCACCGGCUACUUAUCACCUGAUUUUUUAAGCGAGAGCUCCAGCUACCGGUCUGUGUCCCCGUGCGUGGACAGCGAGGGUGAGCCGGACGUAGACGUGGAGACGAACAGAUCGCCAGAGGAGCAGGAGGAUCCCGGGCCUCGGACUCCUCUUGGUUUGGCGCACAGCGCUUCACCGAAAGACUCAGAGUCCUCAAAGGGCGCAGAGGGAAGCGAGAAUGAGGCGCAGAAAAUGAGCCUGCAGGUGGCCCAGUCCUCUGACAGAGAGCUGCAGAGCAAACAGCUACCAGAGCACCACAUAGCAGCACCUUUCACAGAAGUUUACACACCGGACAGAGCUGAGCUGCAACAAAGGACCAGCCCGUAUCAAUUCAGACCCACCAAUUACCUGACGGCAGUACUGACUACAAACGACGAGAGCGCAAGUAAGGAAGAGCCGUCUUCCACAGUGGAGGAGAUUGAAACAAAAUCUUUUAAUGGACAAAGCAGCGAGGAGAGCCAGCGAGAGCCGGAUGAGGGCGAGGACGCGGCAGCCAGAGUUGCGCCAUUACGCAGAGAGCUCCAAAAUUUAGCAAAGGAGGAUCUGCAGAAGCAGCUGUUGGAACAAGUCGAGCUGAGGAAAAAGCUAGAACGCGAAUUUCAGAACUUGAAAGAUAAUUUUCAAGAUCAAAUGAAAAGGGAGCUUUCCUACAGGGAGGAGAUGGUGCAGCAGCUUCACAUCGUUAGAGAAGCUCACGACGCUUUACACCAUUUUUCCUGUAAGAUGUUAACUCCUCGCCACUGCACGGGAUCCUGCACAUUCAAAUCUCCUCUGCUGCCGCCUUGAGUACUGGACAUAUUUAUUUGUAAGGCAGAUGAUGGGUGAAAAGGAUCCAUCGCUUGUGUUAAACACCAGAGUUUGGGAAAAUAAAAUUAAGUGGAAUAUAAACAUCAGCGGAAAGUUGGAGGAACUGAACUGAAAACAGACCAACUUGUAAUUAUUUGUAAGAUUGGAUAAAAAAAAGUGUAUUACCACCCUCAGUAUUUAUGAAACCUUCCUUCAUACGUUGUAAUUUGUUUUAUUAAAAUUAUGCCAUCAACUCAUUUCAUUUUUGUGGCAAAGUGCAAUGACAGUGAAUGUCCUAUCUUGAAAUUAAUUAUCUAUGUUUUAUUUUUGUUCAGAAACAUUUUUCCUCUGUUUUCCUCUAUUAUAAAUAAGUCGGUUAUUACUUUUUGUCUUUUACUUUUUUUUUAGGUCAGUCACUCACAUUGGAUUUAAUGCACUUUAAAUGAGUCACGGGAAAUUACAGCAAAAUCCACUGUUUGGUAGUUGUAUUUGUUUUUAACGAAUGGAAAAACACAUAAUUUAGAGGAGGAAAUCUGUGCAUCUGCGUCCAUAUAUUAUAAUAAGAGUAGAUUAUUUGUCCCUGUAACAUUUGUUUUCAUUGUUGAAGAAUAAAUCAUUUUAUUGAAGAAAUGUGGCACA